AUGUCUGUGUUCUAUGCCCUGGAACCUGUGAAUGUCACCUUAUAUGGCAAAAGGCAUUUUAUGGAUAUGAUUAAGUUAAAGGUCUGGAAGGUCUGCGGGGCCCUCAAUGUCACUGUGUCCCCAGGGCCUGUGGUUGACUACCUGGAGGGGGAAAAUGCCACCCUUCUCUGCCACGUCUCCCAGAAGAGGCGGAAGGACAGCUUGCUGGCGGUGCGCUGGUUCUUCGCGCGCCCCGACUCUCAGGAGGCCCUGAUGGUGAAGAUGACCAAGCUCCGGGUGGUGCAGUACUACGGCAAUUACAGCCGCAGCGCCUACCGGCGGAGGCUGCGCCUCCUGGAGGAGAGGCGCGGGGCGCUCUACACGCUCUCCGUCCUGACCCUCGGGCCAGCGGAUCAAGGGCAUUACGUCUGCAAAGUCCAGGAAAUCAGCAAGCACAGGAAUAAAUGGACGGCCUGGUCCAAUGGCUCCUCAGCAACGGAAAUGAGAGUGAUUUCCCUCAAAGCUUCUGAAGAUUCAUCCUUUGAGAAAAAGAAAAAGACCUGGGCAGUUUUUGAAGAUCUCUACGUGUACGCGGUGCUCGUGUGCUGUGCGGGGAUUCUCAGCGUUCUGCUCUUCACCCUGGCCAUCAUCUGGCAAUCUGUGUUUAACAAGAGGAAAUCCAGAGUGAGACAUUAUUUGGUGAAAUGCCCUCAGAACAGCUCAGGGGAGACCGUCACCAGCGUGACCAGCUUGGCCCCACUGCAGCCCAAGAAGGGCAAGAGGCGGAGGGAGAAGGCUGACGUGCCUCCUGCAGUCCCCGCCAAAGCUCCCAUAGCUGCCACCUUCCAUAAACCGAAGCUGCUGAAGCCACAAAGGAAAGUCACCCUGCCCAAGAUUGCCGAGGAGAACUUAACCUAUGCCGAGCUGGAGCUCAUCAAACCCCACCAGGCUGCCAAAGGCAUCCCCACCAGCACCGUCUACGCCCAGAUCCUCUUCGAAGAGAACAAGCUGUAACUCUGCGUCCUCUUCCGUGGUCCUAUUUAAUACCUGCCGCCCCAGUUAUUUAUGAAACCUUGGAAACAAAGUCCUUAUUUUUGUAUUUUCACUCGUACCUUCUGUGGCGGGGAUCCCCGUACCGGUGGCAUUCCCGGUGCCUUCAGAGAUACGAAGCUCCUCUCCACAAACCGUGGGGGCCACACCCUUGGACCAAUCUCCCAGGACAAGAUGUUUCUGAGUCUGAGCCCUGAGAGGUGAGGACUCUGAUUCUGAGAGCACCAAGGAGAUUUUUCUGCUGAGCCAAACCCCUUCACAUUCUUCUUUCUCUGGGUUUUUAUAUUUUUUAAAUCUUUUUUAAGUCUUCAUUUUAAUCUUCGACUCCUCCCGUAUCCAUGGUAUCGAACUCAUAGUAUAUAGCUAGAGGAAAUGCCAUUAUAGGCCAAGGUGUGAAUGGUAGGUAUGUAGGAAUAAGUUUUCAGAGGAUCAGGUAACAUUGCUCGGGCACCUGGAGCAGAGCAAUCUGCUUAUUGCAAGCCUUCAUUUAAGAUAGCGUCUCUUGUUUUAAGUAGAUGCACCGACCCUGGCGAUUUGAGGGCAGAGAGUCCAGGUUGUGGGGAAGUCUGAGGUCUAGGCUGACAGUGGACUGACUGUCUUUGAGUCCCCCAGUGCCUGUUUCCCCACUCCUGACCACCUGGGGGCGCAAGACAAGUAGAACACCAUUCUAACAGGCUUCUACCCCUUUAGCAAGAGGACCUAUUCUGGUAUAGAAACUUAUAUUCUCCAAGGAGUUCUUAGUACCUUUUUCCCAAGGAGCAGGGGAAUUUGCCAACAAUUGACGCACUGGAGGAAGCUGACCUCUUGGAAGUAUGCCAAGAAUGUCCACUCAUGUGACAGCAAAGUCUCUUGCCUGGUUCCCCCAGGGCAGGAGAGUAGGAAGAGCAAGCUGAGCUGGAAAAGGGUGUCCUGAACACCCCAGUGUUACAGAGUGCCUCCCCAACUCAACUUUGCGUGUGAAUUCUAAUAGAUUUGGGUGGGCGUCAUGGCAGGGAUGCGUGGUGUAUAAAUCCAUGAGGAAGUUGCUGUCUGGACCUGUGUGCCGUCCAGCUUCUCACUGAAGACCAAUCCAUUCUGGAAGAGAGCCAUCCUGUCAACUGUGUGGUUAAAGACACUUCCUGAUGUGUGAGCGUGCUCUGGGUGGUUAUUUGCUGCACACUGCAGAGUUUGUUUGGCUUUGUAAUGGACCGUGUAUAUAUGGUAAAUUAUCUAUUUUAAACACAACCUUGAGUGUGAGUUGUGCCCCUCUGUGUAUCCAUGUGAACUUGGUCAAGUUUCUCAUCCCCUAAUUGUCUCAGCUCCGUGUUUGUAUGAAGAUGACAUAACCUCUCAUAGAAUUCUUCUCAUGGGAUAAUGAAUAUUGCAAGAUUCUGGGCACUAUUGCUACACCCAUAUACAGUGUUAACAUUCAUGCUAAAGCCAGUUCACAUUUUCAAAAUAAAAAUGUCUUUACUACUUAA
Equus quagga is the source of this 2489-nucleotide messenger RNA. It is a transcript of the gene VSTM4, whose product is annotated as V-set and transmembrane domain containing 4. The record is from RefSeq and is a predicted model, not a curated record. Bases 1 to 993 code for a protein of 330 amino acids. Lineage: Eukaryota; Metazoa; Chordata; Mammalia; Perissodactyla; Equidae. The transcript has 8 exons.